Molecule: messenger RNA, 552 nt
Organism: Passer montanus (Eurasian tree sparrow)
Lineage: Eukaryota; Metazoa; Chordata; Aves; Passeriformes; Passeridae
Gene: PTRHD1
Product: peptidyl-tRNA hydrolase domain containing 1
Exons: 2
Coding region: 70-432 (120 amino acids)
Molecular function (GO): peptidyl-tRNA hydrolase activity
Source: RefSeq, a predicted model, not a curated record
AGAUGGCGGCGCGCUGCUGCCUCCGCGCCCCCCUUACUCCCGGCAGCCCGCGCGGUUCCGUACGGCAACAUGGCGGCGGCGCUGGUGCAGUACGUGGUGCUCCGCGGGGAUCUGGCGCGGCCUCCCCGCUCGUGGCCGCUCGGCGCCGUGGUGGCUCAGGGCUGCCACGCGGCGCUGGCGGCCGUUCACGGUUACCGGGAGCACCCCGACACCGGCGCGUACCUGGAGCAGGGCGGCGCCAUGACUACCGUGGUGCUGGAGGCUCCGGAUGAAAAUUCCCUGCUGGAUUUGGCGAAGUUGCUGAAGGAAAAAGGUGUUGACCACAAGGUUUGGAUGGAAAAUCCCGAGGGGAUUGCCACGUGCCUGGCGCUCCGACCUUACCCCAAAAAUGUGGUGCAGCCUCACCUCAGGAAUUUCAAACUCCUCAAAUGAUCCCGUCUCGAGUUUUCCAGGUUUUUUUCCCUCAAAAUCCUGGAGAUUUGGGAUUUGAGUUGCGUUUUGGGAUGGGGAACGGUGGGGUUUGGUGGUUUUAAAGUGGUUUUUUUGACACGG